Molecule: messenger RNA, 1246 nt
Organism: Aegilops tauschii subsp. strangulata
Lineage: Eukaryota; Viridiplantae; Streptophyta; Magnoliopsida; Poales; Poaceae
Product: tetraspanin-2
Biological process (GO): auxin-activated signaling pathway
Cellular component (GO): membrane
Source: RefSeq, a predicted model, not a curated record
AGUGGAGUUGGGAGCUGGAGUGCAACCGAACAAGCUCCUAGACAAACCCCUUCCGCAAAACCGCAAACCCCUUUUAUGCCAUCCCCACCCACGAAGGAAGCCCGCACCGCAGACGCCCCGCGCCGCGUCAAGAACACACAGAGAGGACGAAGCACGGUCUGGGAGAGCGAGAGCCGCAGCGGCGAGGUUCCAGCCAUGGCGGUGAGCAACAACAUCACGGCGUGCGUGACGCUGAUGGCGCUCAUCUGCGCCGUCCCCGUCAUCGCCUCGGGGGUGUGGUUCGCGUCGGCGCAGGGGGAGGAGUGCGCGCGGCUGGCGCGCUGGCCUGUGGCCAUCCUGGGCGGCCUCAUCCUCCUGGCGGCGCUGGCGGGCUUCGUCGGCGCCUACUGGAACCGCCGCCGCCUCCUCGCCUUCUACCUCUUCGCCAUGGCGGCGCUCAUCGCCCUCCUCAUCGCGCUCCUCGUCUUCGCCUUCGCGGUCACCCGCGGCUCCGGCGCCUACCCGGUGCUCGGCCGCGAGUACGACGAGUACCGCCUCGACGGCUUCUCCAUGUGGCUGCGCGGGUACGUCUCCGACGACCCCGCCCGCUGGGAGGGGAUUAGGUCCUGCCUCGCCGUCUCUGACACCUGCAAGAAGCUCGCCCGGCAGGCCGGCUACGUCACCGCCGACCAGUUCUACCAGUCCCACCUCACGCCGCUCCAGUCGGGCUGCUGCAAGCCCCCGUCGGUGUGCGGGUUCGGGUACGUGAGCCCGACGGUGUGGACGAACCCGGCGCGGCCGGCGUCGGACCCGGACUGCGGCCUGUGGGGCAACGACCCGGCGCAGCUGUGCUACGAGUGCGAGUCGUGCCGCGCGGGCCUCCUGGCGGCGCUGCGGAGCCAGUGGCACAAGGCCAACAUCGCGCUCGUCGUCGCCACCGUCUCGCUCGUCUUCCUCUACCUCAUCGGCUGCAGCGCAUACAAGAACGCGCACGCCGAGGCCAUCUACCGCCGCUACAAGUGGUGAUUCCUAUCACGAAUUUGUUCCCAUGUAAUAUUCUUGCUUCGAAUUAGUAGUAGCAGCUUGGUAACUGGUUGUAAGCUAGUGGAGGAAGAUGGACACUUAAGAUUUAUGGUUUGCGCAUGCAUGUUUCGUGGAGAAUUUUAGCGAGAUGCAUGCGCUGUUGGUGUUGAUGUCCAUGUUGUAAUAUGCAGUAGAGAUGUGCUUCAGAUUUAUGGUUAAGAAUUUUAGUAUUAUGUUCUGCUGA